This is a messenger RNA of Apis laboriosa (Himalayan honeybee), 3724 nucleotides long. RefSeq lists its product as uncharacterized. Gene Ontology annotation, biological process: male meiotic nuclear division; protein phosphorylation; intercellular bridge organization. The record is from RefSeq and is a predicted model, not a curated record. Gene Ontology annotation, molecular function: ATP binding; protein kinase activity. The transcript has 12 exons. Gene Ontology annotation, cellular component: intercellular bridge; midbody; kinetochore. Lineage: Eukaryota; Metazoa; Arthropoda; Insecta; Hymenoptera; Apidae. The coding region runs from base 16 to 3441 and encodes 1141 amino acids.
GCAAGGAGCAAGGGUAUGCAAGGAUACCGAAGACACGUCCAGGAUACGCGUAGUGGGGAUCGCCGGUUAGGAUGGAGAAGGAACGGCGAACGGGCGGCCAGUAGCGUUGUCAGAAGUGUCAGAAGGAAGUGUCGCGCCGGUUCGAGCUCUCGUCAACCCGUCAGUCGCGAAAAGGAAGCGAGUCGUGGCGAUUCGCGCGCCUCGCGCACCAAUCUCACGUUCACAGCGCUUGUCGGCGUCGCGGUGUUCACCUGUCAGUUGGUCGAGUCUUAUCUAACAGCGGUCUGCCGAUGCGCCACGUGCGCAAUGGGUAUGAUGGGAAUGUUCAAGUGGCUUAGAAAAGAUACCAUACGAGAUCGAAAUGGAUGGAAUUUAACACAAAAGCAGUAUGGCCUGAAUAACGAGUCUUAUCGUAAUGCUCUACAAGCUUUCAUAGAUCGAAGACGAUCUUCCAAUGACGUGGAGAUUGAGACAUCGAAUAGUCCUGAUAAAUUAAGAGCCGAUCUUUCAUCGAAAAAUAAUAACAAUAAAUGCGAUAAUAAAUGGAAAUCACAAGAAUUAAAAUCAUUUAUACCAGGUGUACCACAUAUAGCAGCUCCUGAAAUUUUUGAAAUUGGAUGGAUAGCCGGCACAGAAGAUCGAUAUCUCGAGUUAAUUUUUGCCGAAUGGCAAAAUACUCGAGUUUCACUGAAGAGGCAUUCACAUCCGGAAUGCAAAGAUGCUGUGAAAGCAGAUUUAGAUAUACUUUCGGAAAUUCGACACCCUAACGUGCUAUUGUUAAUGGCCACCACCUUUACUGACGAUCAUGGUUUAGUCUCUAUUUUUGAAUCUGUUGAUUGUACCCUCUAUCAUUAUAUGCACGAUCAGGGUGAACGAAUAUCCAUGCAAGGUAUUGCAAAAUGCGGGGGAAGACUAUCCGAUGCUUUAAGACAUUCUCACAUGCGCGGAUAUGUGCAUACUGCCAUCAGUUCGCAUUGCGUCUACCUGGCUUCUAAUGGUAUCAUAAAACUAGGUGGAUGGGAACUGGCCAUGCACAUCAACAAUCCAAAACCAAAGAGAGAAUACGAGGAACGUUUACGUGCCGAAGUUUUCCGCUGGCAAGCUCCAGAACUUUUUCAUGGUUACGAACCAUAUAAGGAGAGCGAUGUUUAUGGAUUGGCUUUAUUAAUUUGGGAAAUGUGUACAAUGCAUGUACCUUGGAAUGGAUAUAAUAAGGCAGAUGUUGAAAGACAAUAUGUACAUUGGAAACGUGGUGUUAUUAUGGAUUUGUAUAAUUUUCCACCGUUAUUGUAUAAUUUAUUAGAAGCUGGAUUGCAAUUAGAUGUUAAUAAAAGGACAUUGGAUAUGAAUAGAAUGCGUAGAUUUCUUCAAAAGUUAGAGCUGCAAUACGAGAAUGUAGAACCAGUAUAUAUCGAUCAGUAUAUGAAUAAUAACAAUAAUGAGAUCUUACAAAAAACUUACAUCUUGCAAAAGAAAUCUCCUAUUUUAAAAAAUAAGAGUUCGAAAUUAUUCAGAAGCCUCUCAACCAAACAAUUAUCUUAUUCCUCAAAAAAUGCGGAUUCUCCGUCAAAACAACAUUUGCAUUUGAAAAAAUCAAUGUCCAAACAAACUUUAAACCAAGAAUCUCAUGAUGAAGAAAUGGAUUUUUUUGUUGACGAUAUUAAAGGCAAUGCCAGAAACGAUAUAAAAAAAAAUACGAAUAUUUUCAACAAUUUACACAAUAAUUGUAAAAAAAUUGACUAUCCGACUUAUACUAAAAAAAUACCGGAUAUCAUUCAAAAUGAAGAAGAAUCUAAUGCAAAAGAAAUCUUACAACCAUGGAAUAGUACAUAUAAAAAAGUCAAAGCACCACAGGAAAUAGCAGAAUCAAGAACAACAUCUAUGUAUUCAUCGCCAUUGUUAGAAUCCACGGAUGAUGAAUCCUUCAAAGACGCAAGAACUAAUUUGAAACAAUUAAAAAAAGUAUUAGCGAGCAAAAGGGAACAUUUUUUCUAUGGUAGUGAUUCAUCACCUGUAUCUACAGAUAUAAGCCCAACCAUUAGAGAUAAGAUAUUCACCGAAAUAAAAAGCAAGGAUUACGAACCACAUAAACCAGCUAGUCAUAGAACUAGUAUAGAGCCAAAAUGCAAUAAAUCUCCCAAUCAGUAUGAUUCGUCUUAUUUAAAAUCAACGUUUCAAUCAUAUCGUAAGAUUCCCUAUUUACAUACACCUGAAAGUAUUAAAGAUGCAAUAAUACAACCACAAGUAUUAAAUUCCGAUCCUCAAAGCUUUUUCGAAACUUCUUUGUGGAGAAAAGAGAAAUUAAUUUGUUUAUCCAAAAUGAGAAGAAUUUGUGCUGAUGAAUCCCCGCGCUAUCUUGCACAACAGACAGAUGAAAGCGAUACUGUCUCUGUUGAAACUGUGACCAAAAAUCAAACAACAGAAUCGAUAUCUAUUAAUAGCGAUAAUACUUAUGUCAUAAAAAGUAAAACGGAAGCAACUGAAACAGAAACCAGCCAGGAAGGAUUUACACAAGUAUCAGAAAAUAUGAAUAAUUCUAUAACACCUAGUCAAAGUGAACCUUUGCAAAUCUUAAAAGACGCUUUAGACAGAGCUACAAAAAUUGUUCGUUCCAUUACACCAAAUACAAACGAAUUAUGUCAAUCUCCUACAUUUAGAUCCUACCAAGAUUUUGAAGUAACAGGGGACAAUAAUCAAGAUAAUAAAUAUAUUUUCGAAAAUCUAUAUGACUUACAAGUUAACGACGACAAUGAAGAAAUUAAAAAUAUUGAACGAUCAAUAACGAAAAACGAAACAUUUUUGUUUAAUGAAUCUAAUAUAGAUAACGCAAUAAUUAAUGAUGAAACACAAAAAAAACCUAAUAACAAUAUUGAUGUUAGUAUUGCCAGUAUUGAAACAUGCACUCGUUCGUACAAUACAACAUGUAGCAGAAAUUUUGUUUGCGAAUGUAUUGCCGAAGUAUCGAAUGAAUUUAACAAUUCGUAUAAUGAUACAAUAUCGAAAAAAGAAAAGAUUGAAUCUUCAAAUGAUGAAAUAAUUAUUAUUGAGGAUAAUGCUAAAUCCUUAGAAGUACAAAAUGGAAUAUUUCAGAACAAUUAUGAUACUAAAUUGAAAAUUAAGGAAAAUGAAUCGAAAUCUAUUAUAACAAACUUUGAUUUAAUGUUCAUAAAUGACACUCCAAACAAUAAAAAUUGCAAAACAUGUUAUCAAAGUACUUUACCAAGGCGGCGUUCCUUACCAGCAACAUUGAGCCAAUUGAGAACAAUUAACAAUUCAGCUUUAGGAAAAUUACCUAUACGCAGAGGGGAUAUUCCAGACAAUACAAUCGAAGAUUUAUAUAUAGACGAUGAAUUUGGUGAUAGUUUAAAUGUUAAUAUGGUUUUGCUACAUGAAAAUUUACCAAUUGACGAGGAUUUUUUAUCCGAAAUAUCAAAUCUAUAGACUACUAUAGAAUAAUUACUAAAUAAACAAUGUUAUUUUAAGUUACUAAUAAUUUAUUACAUUUUACUUUAAAAAAAAUAAGCAAUAUUACAUAAUUAUAAAGUUCCAAUUUAGUUGGAAUACAAUACAGAUAAAUAAAUAUUACACGUACCUUAUAUUCAUUUUCGAAAAAUAUUCAUAUAUUUUGCACUUUGACGUGUAUCAAAAACAUGACUGUAUAUUUUUAUGUUAGAUAAGAUAUAUGAUUAAUUAUUAUAAAAUUCGAAUAAAAACAAUAAUAUUU